Messenger RNA from Phaethon lepturus (White-tailed tropicbird), 1920 nucleotides. RefSeq names its product coagulation factor IX-like. Gene Ontology annotation, molecular function: serine-type endopeptidase activity; calcium ion binding. The transcript is spliced from 9 exons. Gene Ontology annotation, biological process: proteolysis. Gene Ontology annotation, cellular component: extracellular region. Bases 1 to 1920 code for a protein of 639 amino acids. Lineage: Eukaryota; Metazoa; Chordata; Aves; Phaethontiformes; Phaethontidae. The record is from RefSeq and is a predicted model, not a curated record.
AUGGAGAGCAGUUUCUCGCUUGUGACAUUCUUCCUCCUGAUGUGCUCCACCGACAGCAGCUGUUCAUUUUCAUAUUCAGUGUUUAUGAGAAAAGACGAAGCACACGAGGUGCUGAAAGUCCAUAAACGUGCUAACUAUUUUCUAGAAGAGAUUCGUCCAGGGAACUUGGAGAGAGAAUGCAAUGAGGAAAAGUGUUCAUUUGAGGAGGCUAAGGAGAUCUUCCAUUCACAGGAGAAAACAAUGGAGUUUUGGUUCAAUUACAAAGGUUUAAAUCCAUGUAGUACAAAUCCCUGUAACAAUGGUGGAGUCUGCAAAAUAAGACACUACAAUUACUUUUGCAUCUGCCCCCCAAAAUUUGGAGGAGACAACUGCGAAAAAGAAAAGUUUGAAUGCUGGUAUAAGAACGGCGGGUGCUGGCAGUACUGCAGGGACAGCAGCAGCACCUUUCACGUGGUGUGUUCCUGCGCAAAGGAUUACACGCUGCACGAGGACGGGAAGAGAUGUGUGCAAGCAGGGGGAGCGCUGGGUUUGGAUUCUGUCCUGAAGAGAGCCCUCGGCAGACUGCUCCUGGAUGCCUGUGGCUCAGAAAAGAAAAGGCUCCCGAGGGGACUGCAUGAGCGUGAGGACACUGCGGCCAAGUGGAAUGAGAGCACGGAGGGCACGGUUAGGCAAACGGAGCUGGAACUAAGUGCUGUUGGGGAAAAUGAGACCUUAAAGGAUGCCUUUGGGCAGAGCAUGCGCACGGAGGGCGACGCUGGACAGACUGAGGAGGCAGGAGAUGCUUCCAGCUGGAAGGAGACAUGGGUGGACUCUGUUCCCCAGAAGCCGCUGGGGGGGGAUGCUGCUGGGCAGGAGGGGGGGGGGCCCGAGCAGGAUGAGGCGGUGGCACACACCGCCAGGCCUGGCAAACCCGGGAUAGGCCCAGCUCCGUGGGGCGAGGCAACGCAGGGCCCUGCGUGGCAGAGUGAGACCACAGCACCUGCUGCCCCGUGGGAAGAGAUGGUGGGAAAUGCUGCUGGGCAAAACCAAACAACAGGGGAGCGCGCCGGCGAGAACGAAACAGGGGCCGUUCAACCCCCGCGUGAUGGGCUUGAUCAGAGCAGUGACUGGGGAAAUGCUGCAGACAUGCCCCAGGUCCUCCAGAUGAACAUCAGCUCUACUUUGGAGCACGACUCCAGGAUAACAGGAGGCACUUUGUGUCAUCGUGGACAUUGCCCCUGGCAGGUUUUGAUCCGGAAUAGUAAAGACAUUGGUUUCUGUGGAGGGAGCUUAAUCAGCAGCCGCUGGGUGGUCACCGCUGCUCACUGCCUUGAUCUCGUCAGACCCCACCAUGUUACCGUAGGAGACUUUGACAAAUACCAAAGAGAACUGAAAGAACAGAAGAUUGAUGUGGAACGGAGCUGGACACAUCCACAUUAUGAUUCCAACGACUACAACGGUGACAUCGCCUUGUUGUACUUGAGCAGCGAUGUUAUUUUUAAUGAGUAUGCAAUUCCCAUCUGCCUUCCCAGCCCGACCCUUGCCACCCUGCUAUCUGAAGAAGGAAGAAUCGGGAUGGUAAGCGGAUGGGGUGCCACUCACGAGAGAGGUUCGACUCUGCGCUUCCUCAUGAAGGUCCGGCUGCCCAUCGUGAACAUGGAGACCUGUCAGCGGUCAACAGACCGACUCAUUACCGAUAACAUGUUCUGUGCAGGCUACAGCGCUGAAGCUGCGGACGCUUGCAAAGGGGACAGUGGUGGCCCUUUCACAGUGUCUUACCACAACACUUGGUUUCUCUUGGGGAUUGUAAGCUGGGGGGAGGGCUGUGCGGAAAAAGGAAAAUACGGUGUAUAUACCAGAGUAUCCAACUACAUCCCCUGGAUUAAAGAGAUUGUUGAAAGUGUGGCAGAUGCAAAAAACUUUUCCAUUAACUUUUCUUAA